UUUGAGAACACUAGUUAGAACGAGAUAGAGACAGACAGUGUGAAGGAACGAAAGAAGAAGAGCAAGGGAAGAGUUAAUUGAGAAUUACUAAUAACAAACAAACUAAAUGAUGUACGUAAUAAAAUAAUAAUAAUUCUCAAAAUGGCUCGCACAACGAACCUCUCGGACUUGAGCCCCAAAUGUCUGUUGAUGAUAUUUAAGCUCCUGCCCAAUCUAGAAGAUCAAUUAAAUUUAGCACGAUGCUGUCGGACUUUGCGGGAUGUUUUCAUUCACCUACAUCAACGGCAUUUCCAUGAGAUUCAGGACAGGCACAUUAAUUUGAAGAGCUUUGAGGAUUGGCAAACGUUCUUGUGGCUUUGCGGUGAGAAUGUGAGGAGUCUGCACUCCUACUACGACGAUGAUCAUCCUCUGCAGUUAUGGCCAUUAAUUACCAAAUAUUGCACACGAUUGGAGAGUCUGACAAUCAGGAAUGCCACAGUGGCCAGGACACAGUCGUAUCUGUUGCGAAUGACGACAUUGCAGCGGGUGCAUAUCAGGAACUACAAGAGCACAAGCAAGGAUUUAAUCAAAAAUAUCUUACUGCGACUGCCAUAUAUUAUAAGUCUGGGCUUGGAGAGCUUCGACCGCAGGGAAUUGCAAGAGCUGCGUCAUUUUAGAAAUCUUGAGGAGCUCCUUAUAUACGAUGAUAUCCAGUUAUCCGGUUCGGAAUUCACAGCAAUCACCAAAUCAAUGAAGAAUCUGCGUGUCUUACAACUAGGCAACGCGAAAAGGUUUCUUACCACUAGCAUACUCAAACAGUUGUCCUCCUGUUGCCCCAAACUGGAGAAACUUUCGUACAACGACAGCACUGCUGAUCCCAUGUGCCUGGUGAAUUUCUCACAGUUGCAAUAUCUGCAAAUCUGGUGCCCCGAUGAGUUGAAAACCCGUUUCUUCAAAGCCUUGGCCAGCCAGUGCUCCACGCAUUUGGCAUUCCUGGUGCUCCAGCGCAAGCGUUGGAUCAAUGAGGAGCAGGCCCAACAUAUCAGUGCCUUGCGUUCGUUAAGAUGGCUUGUGUGUAAGCCGCGCGACGAUAGAUCUGUUCAUUGGCUGUCUGGCCUGUCCAAGCUCGAGUCCCUAUCGGUGCAGUGUGCUAGGGAAAUUGGCGAAACGGAGUUAUCACUUUUGGUGGCAAAUAAUGAAAACUUGUGUUAUCUGAAUAUUUGUUAUUGCUUGGGCAUAACUGAUAGUUUCAUUGUGGAUACUCUGGUUAAUCUGGCCAAACGGCAGAGUCAUAAUCCUCUCGAAUUGUAUGCUGCUGCCACGGAUAUAAGACGCGACAUUCUUGAAAGACUGCCAACCGCUAAUUAUCCUCUUCAAAUGCUUCAAGUGCAUUUUGAGGUGAGUGACGGCAUGGUCCUGAAUGAUCAUUAUUUUAAUGAUGAGCCCGAAUUCGAUCGCUAGAGACAAGAGAGGCAAGAAAGAGGCUUACUUUCCCAUCCAAUCUUUAUAUAUCAAGCUUUAUACGCCAGUUUUUACGUGAUUUUAGCACUCAAAGUGGUAUUUUUUAUACAUACUGCACACUCCAGUACCAAUCGCAUAUUGUGUUUAAUAAAUUAAACUGUUUUUUUAUUUGUUAUAA
Messenger RNA from Drosophila willistoni, 1618 nucleotides. RefSeq lists its product as uncharacterized. Gene Ontology annotation, cellular component: SCF ubiquitin ligase complex. Gene Ontology annotation, molecular function: protein binding. Gene Ontology annotation, biological process: SCF-dependent proteasomal ubiquitin-dependent protein catabolic process. The transcript has 3 exons. NCBI's taxonomy places the organism in Eukaryota, Metazoa, Arthropoda, Insecta, Diptera, Drosophilidae. The record is from RefSeq and is a predicted model, not a curated record. The coding region runs from base 142 to 1440 and encodes 432 amino acids.